Cervus elaphus (red deer) is the source of this 936-nucleotide messenger RNA. RefSeq names its product olfactory receptor 5I1-like. The transcript has a single exon. NCBI's taxonomy places the organism in Eukaryota, Metazoa, Chordata, Mammalia, Artiodactyla, Cervidae. Gene Ontology annotation, biological process: G protein-coupled receptor signaling pathway; sensory perception of smell. Gene Ontology annotation, cellular component: membrane. Gene Ontology annotation, molecular function: odorant binding; olfactory receptor activity; G protein-coupled receptor activity. Bases 4 to 936 code for a protein of 310 amino acids. The record is from RefSeq and is a predicted model, not a curated record.
AGAAUGGAGGUGGAGAACCACACUGUGAAGACACAGUUCUUUCUCUUGGGAUUCAGUGACCACCCAGAACUGCAGAGUGUUCUUUUUGCUGUGUUUCUGUCUAUCUACUCCGUCACCCUGAUGGGGAACCUUGGGAUGGUUUUAUUAAUCACGGUCAGUCCCCCUUUGCACACCCCUAUGUACUUUUUUCUCCGCAUCUUGUCUUUCGUAGAUGCUUGCUACUCCUCAGUCAUUGCCCCCAAGUUACUUGUGGACUUAGUUUCUGAUAAGAAGACCAUUUCUUACAGUGGCUGUGCUGCACAGUUUUAUUUCUUCUGCUGUUUGGUGGACACAGAGUCUUUUAUCUUGACUGUCAUGGCUUAUGACCGGUACAUAGCCAUCUGCAACCCCCUGCUUUACACUGUUAUUAUGUCCCAGAGGAUUUGCCGCCAGCUUGCAAUUGGGGCAUUUUUAGGGGGUACCAUGAGCUCAGUGAUUCACACCACUAAUACCUUUCAACUGUCUUUCUGCUCCAGUGAAAUUAACCAUUUCUUUUGUGACAUCUCCCCUCUCUUCUCUCUGUCCUGCACUGACACCUACAUCCAUGAUGUUGUACUGGUGGUCUUCGCUAGUUUAGUGGAAGCUCUCUGCCUUCUAACAGUUCUCCUCUCUUAUAUCCUUAUCAUAGCAGCAAUUCUUAAAACAGGAUCUGCUGACGGAAGAAGAAAAGGAUUCUCCACUUGUGCUUGCCAUCUGACUGUGGUCUCUAUCUACCAUGGUACCCUGAUCUUCAUUUAUUUGCGCCCCAGUACUGGCCAUUCACUGGAUAUUGAUAAAGUGACCUCUGUGUUCUAUACAUUGAUUAUACCUAUGCUGAAUCCCCUGAUUUACAGUCUAAGGAACAAAGAUGUGAAAAAUGCUUUUAGGAAAAUGAUUAGCAGGAAAUUUCUUUCUUAA